GCGACACACCACAGACACGGAAUCUCCUAUUACCAAUGGAAUGACACAUGAAGCAAACUUGGAAAUUCAGAUUCCUUCCACUAUAAUAAGAAAUGAUGAAGUUGAACAUGAAUUGGAGCAACAACCAAUAAAUGAAGAAAUAGAAGUGGAAUCUCAACCAAAUGAAAGAAUAGAGGAAGCUUGUAAGAGUAAAAAGCAACGAGGUCCAACAACGUUAACAAAGGUCCACUCGCGUACAAGAGAAGAGCGUGAAGCUAUUGUACUGAACUCAAUCGGCCAACCAGUUGGACCAACAAAAGAAGUUGUUGAUGAAUUUAGCCUCUUCUUGGGUACAGUUGCUAGGGAUUCCGAGCUUGCGCCUCUUAAUUAUAGAAAAUUCAAACUUUUGCCCACACUUGAUAAAAUAUGGGAUUAUGUUUUGGUAUGUUCCUUUCAUUGUUUCUUUUCUAUAUAAGCUCAUUCAUCAAACUGAAAACAUGUAUACACUACUAAUUGAGCUCAUUCAUUGGACCGAAUACCUUAUAUACUACUAAUUGAGCUCAUUCAUUGUUGGGUUAGGAAAAGUACAUGGUUCCCGAUCAAGGGAAAAAAUGGGUUUUCGAAUCUAUAAAUGCAAGUUGGCGUGGUCAUAAAUGUAGGGUAAAGCAAAAGCACUACUAUGCACAUGAAACUGAUGAGAAAAGGUGGGAAAAUCGUCCAAAAACAGUUUCCGAUUCUCAAUUUAAAGAUCUUUUGGAAUACUGGAAUUGUUCACUAAUCGAGAAAGAAGCAAAAAUUAAUAAAGGCAAUCGUGGAUCACUAGAUGAUAUGCAUACUAUGGGUCCAAAGUCAUACGCAAUGUUACGUCAUAAGUUGCAACAAGAGGAUCCGGAUAAGCAAGAGCCUUCACAAGAAAAGGUCUACAAAGAAUCGAGGAAAAGAAAUCCUGAAAAGACAUACCUCACCAACAACGAAAAAUCUAUAUCCAAUAUUGCCAAGAUGGAUGCUUUACAAAGUGUUGAACAUGGAGAAGAUGGUAACACUAAGGAUCAUUACUCUGAAGUCAUACAAGAUCCUGUACGCAAAAAUCGUGUACGCCUUUAUGGAAGAGGUGUAACAAAGACUGAUUUGAAAAAAAAGGAUACAAAUUUGGGUUUCAUAUUUCCACAGGAGUUUUUACAAAGUAUGGAGACUCAAUUGGUGCAAAAGCUAGCACCGAGCGUGGCAUCUAUCAUUCUUUCUCAAAUUCAAGCCGCUAAUCCAGGAGUAGAGCUUGUGAUUCCUGACUUUUCAAUUGGUACAAAACCAAAGGAUGCAUCUAGAGAUCAACAUCCAACUAGUGACACCAAUGAGCAAGCUUCUAAUGGCCCUCAAUUGUUAGAUUGUGAGGAGAGACUUGGUGAAAUUCCGGAAGAUUUGGGAUCUAACCGAGCCGGACAACCUUUG
Messenger RNA from Beta vulgaris subsp. vulgaris (sugar beet), 1425 nucleotides. RefSeq lists its product as uncharacterized. The transcript is spliced from 6 exons. The annotation marks the transcript as partial. NCBI's taxonomy places the organism in Eukaryota, Viridiplantae, Streptophyta, Magnoliopsida, Caryophyllales, Amaranthaceae. The record is from RefSeq and is a predicted model, not a curated record.